Molecule: messenger RNA, 998 nt
Organism: Alternaria rosae
Lineage: Eukaryota; Fungi; Ascomycota; Dothideomycetes; Pleosporales; Pleosporaceae
Exons: 1
Coding region: 362-946 (194 amino acids)
Source: RefSeq, a predicted model, not a curated record
AGAAAUGUCGCAAAGCGUUUCUUAGUGGGCUGGUGAUACAGGGACAGAUGUCGCGAAGGUGUGCCUUAUUGCCGUUUACGCGCCUGAGGGGUAUGAUCUCACGAUGGUGGUUGUGGUUUUUAUAAAGGAGUGUGGCCGCCGUCGUGGUUUUUCGAGUAUCGAUCUUUGUCGGUUUCGUUCGCCCCAGUCAGUCUUUACACUCACGUUCUCUUUUUCGUUCUUUUGCUUGCCCUCCGGUCAGGGUAGUUAUUAUCUUUUUUAUAACGUUCGUUGAUUAUCACUAUACCCAUUCAACGCUGUUACAUAUUUUGUAUUCUUGCCGUAUACAUACAGGACGGAACCUUCAGAAACGAAUCCGAGAAUGUACGCCCACGCCUUUACCGCCCUCACGCUCCUCAGCGGCCUUGUCGUUGCUGCUCCUACGGCCAACAUUAUACCGCGUCAAGGCAAUGCUUGCUUCAUUGUUGGCAAUGAAGUCCUCCCAGGCGAGACAGCCACUGUAGUCCAACAAAUCCAAGACAAGGUCACCUGCGACGCCAACGCAAAGACAAUCGAGAACGUCCCCGACGUGACCUCUGGCGGCCAAACCUUCUCCAAAAUCAACUUCGCCGCUUCUGGUCAGAAACCCAUGGAGUUCGCCACCAGCACCUUCUUCACCGCUGUACCACUUGCCGACUCCAACCUCGAAGCUUUCCAGGACGCGCUCAACGUUUACCUCGCCACUGAGGCCGGUCUACGUAGCUCGGGAGGCAACUUCGGAAUUAUCAAGGCGCCCAAGUUCUUCCUCGAGAUGCAGAUUUCGAGGAUCCAGACUGCGAGGGGCCAGCCGCCUACGGACCCGGCUCAGACGGUCGAACACUUGAGGGACAAGGUUAUCGAGAACAACAUCAGGGAAGACCAAGCGAUCAUGGAUCAGGUUACCCAGUUGGCUACUCAGCUCUCGUAGGAGAAACAGUGGUCUUUGGUGCAGCAGAUGAAGGAAGGACACUAGUCAUACC